UUCGUCCUCGUCCUGGGUUGGGAAGAUAUCGACACAAGUCUUUACUCAUCGCCUCUGCUGCAGGUCUUGUGCUUCUGCCAUGUUUUGAAGGACCAACACUGUGGUUGCUGCCUUGGAAUUGAUUGCUGCGAUUAUUGGCGCUCCGCAGGGUAGUAGAGAUGGCCAGAUUGUGGACAUCUUCGCUGCCUACCACGUCUUGUCUUUUGGCCAUCGCUUCUUCCUCGCAAUGCCGUCUUGCCUCAGCUCAUCUGCCUCGUCCCUCUCCACUUUCGUGCCCGUCGCCUCAUUCUCCCCUUACGUUUCGCUCUUUCAGCUUCCUCCCGCUGCGUUUUCGUAUUGCUCCGAUGUUGAGACAGGAGCAGCGCAACAUUACAUUUGGUAAUGUCAAAGCUGUGGGGAGGUCGAGUGAUGCUGGAAGCACCAAAUUUAAGGAGCGUGAGAUUUUAGUGCAGCAUUUGUUAGUACCGGAGGACCAGCUUCAGUUGCUGCUGGACAUUCAGCGCCAAGUUAUGCAAGAUGGAGUGGAUUUAAGCGAUUUGGCAGCGGAGCACUCCAUUUGCGCUUCUAAGGAUGUCGGAGGAAUGCUGGGGUGGAUAUCUCUUGGUCGAACUGUGCCGGAAUUUGAGGAGGCAGCUUUCAAAGCUCCAUUGAAUAAGUUGGUUCGCGUCAAAACAAAACACGGCUGGCAUCUCCUGCAAGUGCUGUCAGAACGGGAAGCUAGCUUCUUGCGUGAUAUAGACGUUCAAGAGUUGAGUACGAACAUGGAGGAUCCUGAAUUUUUGCAAAACGCUCAACUUCUAGACGUGCGAGAGCCUGACGAAAUAGCAACGGCAUCUAUAGAGGGGUUCAAAUCGUAUCCUCUAAGUCAAUUUGGAAAAUGGGCACCAACAGUUGCAGAGGAUCUUGAUCCAUCUAAGGAUACUUUCGUGCUGUGUCAUCACGGCAUGCGAUCUUUACAGGCUGCCAAUUGGCUGAAAUCUCAGGGUUUUACAAGGUUGUACAAUAUCAGUGGGGGAAUUCAUGCUUAUUCUGUCAAAGUGGAUAAUCGGAUUCCCACGUAUUGACACACUUCUAGUGUACUAUCACUGUUGGAAAAUGAGGUCAGGACCUUUUGCCUCUUUACUUGUUCUUCAAUUUAGGACUCAUUUGCAACAGGUUUCUGGAAACUGUUGCUAAAUCAUAAAUAUCAUGGCAAAUGAGUUCAAGCUAUUUAGGUGCUAAUGUAGUUAGGGAAACUUUGGCCGCUUGGAACUCUUCUGGAUAGGCGUUUGUAAAUGAAAGGUUUGCUUUUGAGUUGGAGAUUCACAAAGUAGUUUUUAGUGGGCUGAAAACUUCAUCUUUUUCUUGCUUGUCAUGUUUCACUUAUACGAUUGGCUAAUUGUAUGAAGAACAUACGCAAUCCUUCUGAACUAACUUACCAUGCUACUGGAUAAUAAGUAGCACAUGAUUCCUAUUGUAGUGAUAUUUCAUCAGCGUUACUGUGCAAAUGUGUAGUACUGACAUUGAGCAAUAAGUUGACGUACGUUGAACUGUUAGUCUAUAUGGACAGCUUUAAUGCAAUCAGAAAUUUGAGCCAUGUUACCAAGCA
Molecule: messenger RNA, 1588 nt
Organism: Physcomitrium patens
Lineage: Eukaryota; Viridiplantae; Streptophyta; Bryopsida; Funariales; Funariaceae
Product: rhodanese-like/PpiC domain-containing protein 12, chloroplastic
Molecular function (GO): peptidyl-prolyl cis-trans isomerase activity
Source: RefSeq, a predicted model, not a curated record